Molecule: messenger RNA, 1020 nt
Organism: Limulus polyphemus (Atlantic horseshoe crab)
Lineage: Eukaryota; Metazoa; Arthropoda; Merostomata; Xiphosura; Limulidae
Exons: 2
Coding region: 321-1019 (232 amino acids)
Molecular function (GO): N-acetyltransferase activity
Source: RefSeq, a predicted model, not a curated record
AUGUACAUCUCACAUGCUUGCCACACACACACAGUGUUUCACUCCAACUUUGUUGUUUUUAGCUUUCUCACGGAUGGUGUUGUUGGAGAUCUAGUUUUGUUAGAGUUUAGAACUGUAAAGGUUGACUAGUGACGAUGUAGCGCAUGCGCUGUGAUAGGCAUAACGUUAUCGCUUGAUUUAUAUAAUGAUAUACUAUCUCAGUCUUCAUCCGGAGUUCGUCCUGGUAAGAUCUCUCAACUCUAAAACAGAAGUGUUGUCCGUCGUCUUCGUCCACUUAUCUUGGCCCCAAAAGAAAUCACUUGCGAAGCUCCAAAUGAAUUAUGGCUACAUUUGAUACCACCAUUAACACAUUGUCCGUUUCCAACCUAAUGAUUCAGCCAUUAACCACUGAUGAUGAGCAAGAAAUUCAAGAUUUUUUCCGAUUGAUAUUUGCGGAAAAAAGGCAAACCUUUGCUUCCUUCCAAUUUAGUGAAAUGUGCAGAAACGUCAAAAUCUGGAUCAUUAUAAUAUUCAUCAUUACUACAGUCUACAUGUUGACAUCAAAUAUUAUUAUUUCUGUUAUACUAGGUAUUACGCUUGGAAUUACAAUAGCCUUAGAAUCGUCACGUUUGCUAUUACGAAGGCUUCACAGCAAACUUCACAACGAUUAUAGUCCGGAUGUAAUCAAUCCAUUCGCCUGGUCACGUGAAAAUAACCAUACAUUCCUGGUAGGAAAAAUUGAAGGUGUUCUAAUAGCAGCAGCGCUAUUCAAAAGAGGUUCGAAUGGAGAAAGACGUUUAGGAAGAAUGUUUGUGAGGAAAGAUCUAAGAAGUCGUGGAAUAGGAAAGUUAAUGGUGAAAAGAUGCAUAGAAAUGGCUAAAGAUGAAGAGUGCAAGAAGUUGCAAGUUCGUACAAGUUCUUUAAAUUCAAAGUCAGUUAAGUUUUAUAUGAACAGUGGAUUCAAAGUAUGUGGCACUGGUGUAUUGCUCGAGCAAUUUCCUUACAAGUGGUCGUAUGUUGAAAUGGAGAUGUAUCUUUAGA